Jatropha curcas is the source of this 1986-nucleotide messenger RNA. Lineage: Eukaryota; Viridiplantae; Streptophyta; Magnoliopsida; Malpighiales; Euphorbiaceae. The record is from RefSeq and is a predicted model, not a curated record.
GUUCUUUCUACAUUGACUCAAAAAGAGAGUUUGUUGAGUGACCACUACUGGACCCACAUGAGUUGUUCUUUCUACAUUGACUGCUGACUUUCUUAAUUGGAUUAAAUUAGUUGUGAAACCAGAGUAGGAGACUCAAUCCCAUCCUAGUUGUUUCUUCUGGGUUUUAAACUUUCAGUUCCUACAGACAUUUUCAGUUCCUAGAUAUCCAAAAGUAUGCCUCAAAUCUACUUCACUCGAAAAUCAGAUAAUCGAACAGAAACAUUUUUUGCAGAGACGACAAUGAACAAAAUAGGUAAGAGUUGUUCAGCUUAUUUGAUUUCAAUGUAUGAAAGUCUCCCUGAUUAUCUCAUGUCCUGCUUAGACUAUUGUGCUAUAGUUACCAAGAGAUAUCCUGUAGUGAAGGAUAAAAUAGUUCGGCUUUUAUUGGCUGAAUCUCUGAUACUAGAAAUAGAAGGUGAAAUCAUAGAUAAUACCGCAAAAAACAUUAUUGAGGAGUUAAUUGAUCUAGGGGUGGUACAAGAAAAAAACAGUUGGCAUGAAAUGGAAGUUCCUGAGCUAUAUAGCAAAUUAUGUCUUGUUGAGGUGGAUGAAAUGGAGUUUUUUGCUAAAGCUGUGAAUUUACCUGUUCGGGCUGUAAUAGAAGAUGACGGGAAGGACAUUCCUCCUGACUUCAGAACCCUUCAAAUUCGUUCUCUGUUUUUGAUUACUGCAGACAGACGUUCUUCUUCUUUUGCUUCUACUCCAGGCCUUUCUCCGGCAUAUUUGGCAACUAUUUGCAAGUUGAAGCGUCUAUUGGUUUUAGAUUUGGAUGGCAAGUUAGAGAGAUUACCUGAAGAAGUUUGCAAUUUGGUUCACCUGAGAUAUUUGGGCUUGUAUUGGUCAUAUCUGGAUGAACUUCCACACACAUUAGGCAAUCUUCAAAACUUACAAACUCUGGAUAUAAGCGGCUGCGGACAGCUCAUGGACGAGUUGCCGAUGCAAGUCUUGAAUAUUCAACAAUUGAGACACCUGAUAAUGUCCAAGACCAUCAAUGAUCGCGAAAUUAGAGUUUCAAGUGGGAUUAGAACAUUGAAAAAUCUUCAUACUUUAGAUGGUGUAUAUGCUGGAGGAGGCAUUGCCAAUGAACUAGGCUCAUUAACGCAACUGCAACGACUCAGUGUUAGGCGUGUGUCUGAAGAUCAUGCCAGUGAACUAUUUGCAGCCAUUACGAAGAUGGAAAAUCUUGUCUCUUUGUCACUUCAAGCUGAGGGACACCGUCGUUCACUUCUUCCAGAGUUGGAAUCAUUUUCCCCUCCAACUUUUAUUCAAGGUCUCACAUUAUUAGGUGGCCUUGUCGAAAUUCCCAUUUGGCUUGCUUCCAUGGAUAAUCUCACUAUGUUAUCUUUAUGUUAUUCUAACCUAUUAGAGAACCCUACCCCUGCUCUUCAAUAUCUUCCCAAAUUAAAGCUUCUUUAUAUAGGUGAUGCUUAUAAAGUAAAGUGCAUUGGCAAAGAGUUCUGUAAGGCAGGUGGGUUUCCAAAGCUUGAAACUCUUGUAUUUUCUUCAGAGCGUUUCCUAGUUGAGUGGACAGAGAUUGUCAAUGGAGCUUUUCCAAGUUUAAGACAUCUUGAAUUUCACAACUGUAUGAACUUGAGCUUUCUUCCUGAAGGCUUACAGAAUAUAUCUACUCUUGAAGAAUUGAUUUUGUUUAAUACACAUAAAGACCUUAGAAGGCGAUUACUGGGUGAAGAGAAUUACAAGAUCAAGCAUAUUUCAGAAGUCAAGAUUUGGCCAAGGUGAUGCUUUCGAAAACUCAAAUCUCAAUGAGCCUCCAAACAGUUGAGGUAAUCUUCAAAAUCUUAUAUUAUCCAGUACCUUAUCUAUCCUACUGAUAAUGCUGUGUUUAUUUCCAAGAAUUUUAACCAGUGUUGAUGUGGUGCUUAAAAGGUCUGUGUUUGUCUGAUGUAAACUGCAUUUUAAUUAAUGCUCUGAGUUUAUUUCCAAGAA